AUGUCUUCACCUUGCAUGAAAAAUGGAAAGUGCUCUAAGUACUUUCCCAAGAAAUUUCAGCCUAAAACCGUAGUUGAUCGGGAUGGAUAUCCUGUGUACAGAAGACGAGAGAAUGACAAUACAGUUAUGAAAAAGCAUGUCACUCUUGAUAGUAGACAUGUCAUCCCUUAUAAUGCAUAUUUGUUGGAAAAAAUUCAAGCACACAUCAAUAUGGAGUGUUGUAAUCAAAGCAGUUCAGUGAAGUACUUAUUCAAGUACAUUAAUAAGGGGUGUGAUCGAAUUACCAUUAUUGUUGUCGAAAAUGGUACCGACAGAUCUUCUGUGAUCAGAAAUGUUGACAAAAUCAAGCAGUAUCUUGAUUGUAGGCAUGUCUCACCAAGUGAAGCAUGUUGGAGGCUUUUUUCAUUUCCUAUUCAUGGUAGAUUUCCUGCAGUUGAAAGGUUCUAUUUCCAUCUUGAGGGAUACAAUUGUGUUUACUAUACUGAUUAUGAGAUGAUAAAUGAUGUACUUGAUAUACUAAAUGUGAAACAAUCAAUGUUUACUUCAUGGAUGGAAGCAAACAAGUCAUAUCCAGAGGCAAUUUUUUUUACUUAUUCUCAAUUUAUUUCUAAGUUUGUCUAUGAUAAAAGACACCAAUGUUGGAGACCAUGUAAACAAGGAUAUACAAUUGGGAGACUAAUUUGGGUUUCUCCAAGUACGAGCGAAUUGUAUUACUUGAGAAUGAUGCAUAUAGUCGUUAAGGGGCCAACUUGCUAUAAUGAUAUAAAUGACGUCGGUGGAAAGAUUCUUGAUAGUUUCAGGGAUGCAUGUUUUGAAAUUGGGUUUUUUGAAGAUGAAAAUAUGUUGCAGCUAUAA
Messenger RNA from Lathyrus oleraceus (garden pea), 855 nucleotides. RefSeq lists its product as uncharacterized. The transcript has a single exon. Bases 1 to 855 code for a protein of 284 amino acids. NCBI's taxonomy places the organism in Eukaryota, Viridiplantae, Streptophyta, Magnoliopsida, Fabales, Fabaceae. The record is from RefSeq and is a predicted model, not a curated record.